Molecule: messenger RNA, 1994 nt
Organism: Daldinia loculata
Lineage: Eukaryota; Fungi; Ascomycota; Sordariomycetes; Xylariales; Hypoxylaceae
Exons: 6
Coding region: 126-1919 (597 amino acids)
Biological process (GO): regulation of DNA-templated transcription
Cellular component (GO): nucleus
Molecular function (GO): transcription cis-regulatory region binding; zinc ion binding; DNA-binding transcription factor activity, RNA polymerase II-specific
Source: RefSeq, a predicted model, not a curated record
CACGCAGUCAGCCGCAACUUGAACACAACACUUUGAAUUCUUCCCGGGUCCGUUCACGCACGGCUUCUUUCACAUCUGGUUUGUCCUGCGCAUACACGAAUUCAUAGAUAUCGGAGUCUAAGAAUAUGGAGGCGGCAUUACCUACGAAUAUUCCCGAGUCUCAGCCUACGUCAGCUUCUACAUCGGGUAUAAGAGCUUGUACGAACUGCUCUCGAGUUAAAUGCAAGUGUAUAUAUCGGAGUGACAGCACCAUUUGUGAACGAUGCUACCGCCUGAAGAAAAACUGCACGCCAACAGUAUCGGCUGGGCGUCGCGUGGGAAAACGUCGUGGCGUUUCCAGAACUGCUCGACUUGAAGAAAAACUAGAUGAGCUUAUGUCAAAUCUAAAAUCACAGAAAGAUACCAGAGAAACUCAUAUAGAAGAUGAAGUAAAUUAUCAUGAUGAGCAGCAAGGAGCUCUUGAAUCCAAUACAGAGGUGCCAUCAGCCACUAUCGCGUCUUCAGUGCCGGCUACCCAACGUCCCGGAGAGACAACCACAUUUGACAUUACAAAAAUUUCGAGUUCAAGUAUUUCUUAUUCUGACGAAACGUCCCCGUUAGAGGCAGAAGAUUUACUAAGAAAAUUCCGAGAUGAAACUGCAGGUUUUCUGCCGUUGGUUUAUAUUCCUCCAUAUGCGAGAGCCCAACAGCUUCGGGAAAUGUACCCAUUCCUGUGGUUAACUAUAAUGUGCACAGUGUCAGCGUCACCAAGAAAACGAACCGCCUUAAGUGAGCAGGCAAAGAAUAUUAUAGUUCUAAAGGUGGUUAUGUAUAGGGAGAAGAGCAUAGAUCUUCUUCUAGGGCUCCUCGUAUUUGUAGGAUGGUCACAUCUGCAUAAACGAGAUAAACCUUUCUGGACAUUAUUCUCUCAACUAAUUGUUACUUUAGUCUGUGACUUAGGUCUCCAUAGGCCACCGUCCGACCCAGCUAUGUUUUGUGCAGCUGGUAUUAGUAUUAGCGACCGAUCAACUCUCCUCAAGGGGCGCCCCCAUGAGGAGCAACGCGCAGUGUUAGGUGCUUUUGCUGUUACCUCCAUGAUAUCGAACAUCUUCAAACAUGCCCCUGGGCUCCGUUGGUCCCCUUACCUUGACAUCUACCUUUCAAACCUUGCCCACAGUAGUAAAGUGCCCCAAGACGAAAGCCUUACAGCAAUGGUAAAAAUGCAACUGAUUGCAAACCAAAUAUAUGACGACUCUCUAUACGCCAAUGGCGGCCGGCCUCCGGUACUUUAUUUGUCUGCUCUUCGAUCACAGCUACACGAGAUAACCAGACAGGGAAGUCUUAGCGCGGAGGUCAGGAAUGAUCAUAUGAUCUUGGAGCUCUAUCACUUUACAGAGCUUCUGAUAAACGAAUCCGAAAUAAGCAAGCCGGUUACAACAUGGAAUGAGCCGGACUUACGACGAUUUGAGAUCUAUCAGCGCUGCCUUGUGUCAAUUAAAGCGUACCUUGACACGUUCUUCUCUACUCCUAUCGCUCUUCUGGGUAACAUGUCAUUCGCCUGUUAUCCUCGACUUGUCACAGUCAUGAAAGGCUUACAUACAAUAACCACUUUACAAGAUCCAAGCUGGGAUCGGGCAGCGGUUCGGACAACCGUUGAUCUCAUUCCGACUUGUGAUAAAAUCAUCGGGCUAUUAGAGUAUUUGAAAGCCGCCUCGGCCUUGAUUUCACUGGAUGGCGGCAAGGAUGAAUCGUAUAACUGGGGCCUUGGGGUUUUCCGGAAGUUGAGAGAUGUUUGGCAGUAUGACCUAGAAAAUAUGGACACAACGAACACCACAAAUCACGAAACCGACAUGUUUGACGGAGUUCGUGGUGGCGGGCUUACAACGCCUGUAGACAUUGGCAGUGAAUCAUGGUUCUUUAACGUGUUGGACGAUUUUUAGGAAUGGGAUUGUUAGACUGUACAUAUAAAUUGACCUGGUUAGGUACGUCGUAUUAAUUAACCUCAUAACUGGCGA